CUCCCAGCAGCUGCUUACGACCGUUUAAUCCCUGCACAUUUUAGAGAUCUUCCCGAGCUGGAUCCUGUCUUCCUUUCAGCACUGCGCUGUUUGGUUUUAUUCCCAGCGCCAUGAACAUUUCCGUCAGGUCCGCAAAAGCCACACCCCAUUUUCACAGCCCUGAGUCUAGCUGAAGGAAAGGCCACGCCCCCCCACCUGGACUCACCUGACCGAUCAGGGAACUGGCAGCUCCGCCCACCCUGCCCUCUCGAUGAGGGACAAAGCCACCCAGACCCCCAGGGCCUGGGUAGAUGAGCGCAGGAGGGGCUCCCACAAGCGCUCGGCCUCCUGCGGCAGCACCGAUCAGCUAAAGGAGAUCGCAAAAUUGCGGCAGCAGCUGCAGCGCAGCAAACGUAGCAGUCGUCAUCGACGCGAUAAGGAGCGCAAAUCGCCCUUCAAUGGCAACCAUGCUAUUAUCCAAUCACAGUCCCAGAUGCCUAAAACCAUCUUGAUUCCCAUCCCCAUCUCCAAGUCCACGCCUCCUCGCUUCCGCAACAGCAUCGAGGGACUCAACCAGGAGAUCGAGCGCAUCAUCAUACGGGACACACCUGAGCGUGAUGAGGUCAUCAUUCCACAGGACGUUCCUGACGGACACCGCGCACCCCCACCCCUUCCCCAGCGCAGCAGCAGCACACGCAGCAUCGAUACACAGACACCCUCAGGAAGAAGCCUGGGUGGUAACCGUAGCAACAGCAGCAGCCGGGCGGAUUCGGUGUCCCCGUCUUACCUCAGCAUCCUGAACGAUGCAAUGGGAAACAGUCCCUUAACCAACGAUGACACACUCAACGAGAGCAAGGAAAGAGAUCUGGGGCCGUACUCACCCUUGCCCAAGUACGCAUCCUCUCCCAAACCCAACAACAGCUACAUGUUCAAGCGGGAGCCUCCAGAAGGCUGUGAAAGAGUCAAGGUCUUCGAAGAGAACCAGCCCAGGCCUCUGCAGGAGAUCCCUCCGUACCUGUGUCCGGACCGGAACAAGGUGAACUUCAUUCCCAAAAGCGGCUCUGCGUUUUGUCUCGUCAGCAUCCUGAAGCCGCUGCUGCCCACCCAGGAGCUGAGCUUCCGCGGCGGCGUGUCGUACUGCAGCCUGUCUCCCUCCCUCGUCCCUCUCAGCGGGGUCGGAGUGCGCAGCCUGUCCCCUUCUCUCGGCCCCGUCCUAACACGAGGACGCCAGUCCCCCUGCCUCCCACGCCACCUGGAGGAGCCCGAGGGUUAGAUUCCCAUUCGAAUCUCCACCAUUCAAGGAAUUUCAUCACCUGCAUUGUUGCUAAACAGACUCAUUUCCUCAUGUGAAUCCAAAUCUCAAAGCUGUGACUGCAUCAGGGCUCGAUUUAUUCAACUGAUCCAAAUCGCUAACUGAAACUUGAAUGUGAGAUCGUUAACGUGAUGCUACUGUGUCUUUCCUUUCCUGUCAGCCAGGGAUGAGGACGAGGCUGUGAAAUGUGUGUAAAGUAGAGUGUUCUUCUUUUUUUACGUUCGGUGUUUUCUCGCAGUCGACCAUCAAAGCCUUUCAAGAGCCAAGUUUCCUUGUACAUAUCCCUCCUUUAACUUUUUUUUUUGGACUCUUAGAAGAACACGGGACUCCAGUGUGCUGUGUGUGUGUACACUAUGUGUGUGUUAUGAGUAGUUAACAUGCAAAGAGAAAAAAAAAUGUAGCUAAUAACAGGGACGGACAAACAAAAAAGAUCCUAAUCCCGUGCCUGAAACUCACCGCCUGUAGCAGCAUUAAUCCUAAACCCAGCUCUGACGUUACCUUUCCAGGGGUCUCAUUUAUUACGUUUAUUAAUCAACUUUAAUUUGUACAAACUACAAAACUAGUAUUUUAUUAUAUCGCACACAGAUAUCCACAAUGAAUGAGAAAAUUAUUGACCAUACAUCAGAGAUGGGAGUAAGUCACACACGUGCAAGUCACAAGUAAGUCUCAAGUCAUGAAUGUCAAGUCAAAGUCAAGUCGAGUCUUUUUUUAAUACUUGUCAAGCAAGUCUCAAAUUUGCGACUUAAAUCUGACUCGAGUCAAGUCGAGUCCCUCAUCUCUGAGUCAUUUAACUCAAGUCCGAGUCAGGUUUCAAGUCAUGAAUGUCAAGUCAAAGUCAAGUCGAGUCUUUUUUAAUAUUUGUCAAGCAAGUCUCAAGUCUCAAAUAUGCGACUUAAUUCUGACUCGAGUCCCCCAUCUCUGCCAUACAUGGUAAACAACUUCCUCCAGCUGCUGCAAAGCAAAUAUAGUCAACAAACUAAUUCUAGAUGACAUGAAAAUACAAUUUAAAUACUGUUAGUUAGCUGUUUUUGUUUUUUUUUUACUUUAUUUCAACUCUUACAUAAACAACGUGAGAUAAGAUGAAUUUGGCUGAAACGUGUUCUGCAAACGAUUCGCCAGGUUUGCGAUCUCAAACAUUAGACCGCGGUGCUGUCAAAUUCUGUAACCUUUAAUAAGGUUGAAGUUUUUUGGUUAUCUUUACAUUGACAGAAGGACCAGUCAGAGGUAAAUCUCUGACUUUAAACAUUUUUCUCAAGAAUCGUAUUGAGGUUGCUGUAAACUAUAAACUUUCAGACCGAUUAAAAAGGAGUCGUGACUGUUCAUAGCCGCUCAAAUGUGAAAUGUAACUGGAUUCAGAGUACGAUGUGUCUUUCUUUGAACUGCUGUGGAUAAAAGAAAGAGGAAUAAAACAGUUCGCCACACACGCUGGAUAAAUGAGACCCCUGGAUCCUGAAUCAGCGUAUAGAGCCGAGUCUCUUCUCCUUUAGACGAUCAGAUGCUUUAUAUGAAUCGCAGGUGAAACAGGAGGAACCUGGUGCUAUGUCAUGUUAAUUAUACUGUUAAUGUU
Tachysurus vachellii is the source of this 2858-nucleotide messenger RNA. RefSeq names its product family with sequence similarity 117 member Ba (gene fam117ba). The record is from RefSeq and is a predicted model, not a curated record. The coding region runs from base 251 to 1252 and encodes 333 amino acids. The transcript has 8 exons. Lineage: Eukaryota; Metazoa; Chordata; Actinopteri; Siluriformes; Bagridae.